Messenger RNA from Contarinia nasturtii (swede midge), 798 nucleotides. RefSeq names its product hepatoma-derived growth factor-like. Lineage: Eukaryota; Metazoa; Arthropoda; Insecta; Diptera; Cecidomyiidae. The record is from RefSeq and is a predicted model, not a curated record. Bases 1 to 798 code for a protein of 265 amino acids. The transcript has 4 exons. Gene Ontology annotation, molecular function: oxidoreductase activity, acting on the CH-OH group of donors, NAD or NADP as acceptor.
AUGGAAGAAGCUGUUUGGGCCAAACUUCGAUAUUGCCCGUAUUGGCCGGCAAAAAUUGUUAAUGUUCCACCAGGUUUAAAGAAGCAAGCAAGGAAAUUUUAUGUUUAUUUUUUUGGCACCGACAACUAUGCUUUCGUUCAAAUGGAUAACACUGUGAGCUAUUUGCAAAACAAGUCAAAGUACGAAAAGAAGUGGCGUGGACAAAAAUUUUCAGAGGCUAUUGCAUUGUGUGAUGAAUUCAUCAAAAAUCCAAAUGGAUCGUCGUUGCCUGCUCAAAAACAAAUAUUGUUGGCUAAAGAAUACGAAUUUGAGGUUAAGAAGGAGAAAACAAAUGAAGAUUUGUGGUAUACAAAUGAAGUUGUAAAUGUUCAGCCGACUGAAAAUUGCACAGAUUGUGUUGAAAAACAAACGUCCAUUGAUUCACUGAAAGUUGAAAAUCAACAACUUGAGACUGAACUCCGACGCAUGAAAGAUGAUUCGGAUAACAAAUCACAAAAAAUCUAUGAGCUAGAAACGGCCUUGAAACACACAAAAGACACUCACAAAAUAGAAAUAGAUGAGAUGAAUUUGAAAAUGCAACAAUUUACUUCAAAACGUAACGACGAAAGUACUGAUGAUAAACGAGAUGAACAAUUUGAAGUUGAAGGUUUGCUUGAUCAUAAAAUUCAGAAUGGAAAAGAUAUGUUUUUUGUCAAAUGGAAAGGAUUCAACAAUCGUCAUAAUUCCUGGGUACAGCGAAGUAAUUUGAACUGUGAAAAAAUUCUUCAACAAUAUUUAAAAAGUCAUAAGUUGAAAUAG